AUGCCGCACGUGAGAAAAGAAAAAGGAUGGCUCACAGGAUGUACCCAUCUUGGGCAGGUUUACGCUGACAGGGAUGUUUGGAAACCAGAGCCAUGCCAAAUUUGUGUGUGUGACUCGGGAUCUGUUCUCUGCGAUGACAUCAUCUGUGACGAUCAGGAGCUGGACUGUCCCAACCCAGAGAUUCCCUUUGGAGAGUGCUGUCCAGUUUGUCCACAAACAACACCACAACCUACAAGAAGUACAGAAGUAGUCAGCCGUGGCCCUAAAGGAGACCCUGGUUCUCCUGGCAUUCCAGGCAGAAACGGUGCCCCUGGCCCUCCAGGACAGCCAGGGAGUCCUGGAGCUCCUGGCCCGCCCGGUGUCUGUCAGUCGUGUCCCAGCAUAAACGGAGGCAGUUUCUCUCCACAGUAUGACUCCUAUGAUGUCAAGGCUGGUACAGCUGGUAUCGGUUACCCACAGCCCAUU
Molecule: messenger RNA, 465 nt
Organism: Eurypyga helias (sunbittern)
Lineage: Eukaryota; Metazoa; Chordata; Aves; Eurypygiformes; Eurypygidae
Product: collagen alpha-1(III) chain-like
Exons: 5
Molecular function (GO): protein binding
Source: RefSeq, a predicted model, not a curated record